Messenger RNA from Lineus longissimus, 1271 nucleotides. RefSeq names its product translin-associated protein X-like. The record is from RefSeq and is a predicted model, not a curated record. NCBI's taxonomy places the organism in Eukaryota, Metazoa, Nemertea, Pilidiophora, Heteronemertea, Lineidae. Gene Ontology annotation, cellular component: cytoplasm; nucleus. The coding region runs from base 20 to 916 and encodes 298 amino acids. Gene Ontology annotation, molecular function: RNA endonuclease activity; RNA binding; sequence-specific DNA binding. The transcript has 4 exons.
UCGUCUUCACAACACAAACAUGGCUGAUCAUGGAUUUAAAAGAAAAAAGAGGGAACAACUCCAUGAGAAAAAACAAGAAAGUGAGGAGCAACCUGACGUCGAUGAGAAUUCCCCAGUCAUCCAAUCAUUCCGGCAGUAUCGAAAAGAGCUGGACUAUAAACAUGACAAAUAUGAAAGACUUGUGAAGCUGAGUCGUGAUGUCACUAUUGAGAGCAAGAGGACAAUUUUCUUACUACAGCGGCUAGCUGGGAAAGAAGUAAACAAAGCUGGCAUCCUCGAAGAUGCCUUGAAGAAACUAAAAGAGAUUCAAACAGAUAAGUUCAAGAAGAUUGCUCAAGAACUUCAUGGAGAGGAACCAUUCCAGUACACAAGGGCUUACUCACCAGGUAUGCAAGAAUACAUCGAGGCUGUAUCCUUCUACAAAUACAAUAGAGAUGAGACCCUUGUAAGCAUGGAUGAGGUUCAAGCUGAUUUAGUCUUCACGGAGACGGUUAAAAUGCAAGACAUGGAUGUGGAGGAAGAGGACAACCAGGAAACAGCACAAGAUACGAUUACGUACACUGCCUUUGUUGCUCCUAUGGACUACAUGUUGGGCAUAGCUGAUUUGACGGGAGAGCUGAUGAGGUCUGCUAUCAAUUGUGUAGGGAAUGGUGACCUUGAUAAACCUUUCCAAUUGUGUUGUUUCAUGAGACAGAUACAUGAUGCGUUCUUAUCGUUUGGGGACAUGUCCCGGGCGCUCCCACGGAAGAUGAACGUGUUGAGGCAGAGUUUGCAGAAAGUUGAGACUGCAUGUUAUACCCUCAAGGUUCGGGGUUCGGAGUUUCCUAAACAUAUGUUGGCAGAUAUAAUGAGAAACUUACAGGCUAAGCAAACCUUUCAUUCUGAUGAGCUGGAAUAUAAUAACGUGGAUGAUUAACUUUCUCACGGUUAAAACAAAACCCCACCUUCUCAAGUUUGGCAAAAGCUUCUUGACCAGGAUACUGACCUAAAUUCACUGACUCUAAAGACAGUUCACAACUUAUCCAUGGUACAUGGAAGACCAUGACAAGUAGGAAAAAGUUUGUGUCAUUUGAACAUAUUACCCAGUGGGCUUUGAAACGUCAAGCAAAUAUAUUGGGGGGAGCAGUUUGUGUUGUCCAGAUGUAAGGUGCAAAACUUGAACCACGUUUGAUUUCAACUUCAUUGGAUACUUGACGGGUUUGCUUCUCCAGGGACUGUUUGAUGAACACUGCACAAGUAAUCAAUGUACCCAAGCCAAAGAUUAAACGAAA